Molecule: messenger RNA, 3016 nt
Organism: Bufo gargarizans (Asiatic toad)
Lineage: Eukaryota; Metazoa; Chordata; Amphibia; Anura; Bufonidae
Product: NEDD4-binding protein 2-like 1
Source: RefSeq, a predicted model, not a curated record
ACCAUCGGGUCUCUGUGUCCUCCUCACACCGCGGAUCCCCUCCCGCUAUGAGACCGCCCCGAUACCUCCCCGGCCGCCGACACAGGAAGGAGCGGGGGCAGUAUGGCAGAGCGGCUCAUCAGCUCCUUCGGGAAUCUGCGCCUGGACGAUCGGCGCCCCCACCGGCAGCCUCACCACAGACCCCCGGCUCAGCCCCGCCACAGUCCCGCUCCUCCGCCCUCCAGGUUCACCAGCCACAUCUACCUGCUGCGGGGGCUGCCGGGCUCCGGGAAGAGCAGCCUGGCCAGGAAGCUGAAGAGAGAUUUUCCCAGCGCGGUUGUGUUUAGCACGGAUGACUAUUUCUUAAUGGAAGACGGGACCUACAUCUACGAUCCUGAUCUACUGCAAGAUGCUCACAAGUGGAAUCAGAAGAGAGCACGCAAAGCAAUGACCAGAGGGAGGACUCCGAUUAUCAUAGAUAACACCAACAUUCUGGCCUGGCAUAUGAAGCCUUAUGCAGCCAUGGCCCUUGAGAACGGAUAUGGAGUUAUAUUCCUGGAACCGAACACACACUGGAAGUUCAAUGUACGAGAGCUAGCCAGAAGGAAUAGCCACGGAGUCCCCAGAGAAAAGAUCCAACACAUGAAAGACGCUUAUCAGCACAAUGUCACCUUCCAAAUGGUCCUCCGUGCAGAAAAGCCAAACUAAAACAUGAUGCAGAGGAGAAACAGAAGAUAGAGGCAAACCGACAUCACCCUAAGGAAAGCCCAUAUUUAAUGGCCCUUAACAUCCACAACAGCAGGAGGCUUGGUGUCCUAGCCAGGUAGUACCCCCAACAAGCACUCAUUCCUGCUCACCAGACCUGGAGGUAGGUAUUCAUAGGUCUUACAUUACUCUCUCUACGGCUCAGGAGCUCCCAUGGGGAAAGCCUGGGGGUCUAGAGAUUUCCACUUUUGAACUUCAUACACAUUGGCCCAGGUUUACUUGUGUGUUUGGGCCUCGGAUCGGUCUAAUAAGUGGCGCAACUAGGGUCCCUGCACCACAUUUGCUAUCCAGCCUCAGCUACUGUGAUAAAUCCAAGUUUACACCUACAGCAUUAGUAAGUCUGAGCCAUUAUAGGUGUCCAUCAUUAAAGGGUAUUUCCAUCUCAGCAUGUAUGGCAUUAUCCACAGGAUACACCAUAAAUGUCUAAUAGCUGUGGGUCCCAUCUCUGGAACCUGUACUUAUCUUGAGAACAGGGCCUAGUCUUGCCGCCACUAUGAAUGGCUGAGGGGACCCUCUACUAUUAGGCAUUCAUGGCAUAUCCUGUGGGAAUAGGAAUACUCCUUUAACUUCACUAUAAGCAGGCAGUAACUUACAUUCCAUUACUUUACUAUUCCUUUGUGAUUUCAAUGCUUAAAGGGGUAUUCCCAUCUGGGACUUAUAUGGCAUGUUCAGUGGAUAUGCCACACAAGUCCAACAGAUGUGGGUGUCACCUCUGGGACCCCCAUCUAUCUUGAAGAAGUCCCGUUUGUAGACUGCAGUGUACGUCGAGGUGGCUGCGUAUGCGCGGGGUCUCUCCAUUCACUUCCAUUACAUUUCCAAGUACCGCGGAGCAUAGUGGCUUUCCUGGGAUAACCCCUUUAAACACAGAAAAGACCAAAAACCAUCAGGGCUGUGGGUCUGUUUUGAGCAGUCAGAGUUGGUUGAAAUAUAAAAACUCCAACCCUGGACUGAAAGUAGAAGGCAGUUUGCCUCACCGACUCCACAGCCCUGGGAACACUUAUGGACACAUAUACACAGGGACAUGCUUAUAGAUAAUAACUUUUUUUUUUUUUAUAGCAUUUUUUUUACACUUUUUUUAUGAUUUUUUGUUUACAUGCGUUUGAAAAAAAAAAUAGACAACCAAGUUUAUGUGUGAAGGGGGAGGGUAAUACAGCAUGUGAUGGAACUUUCCAACAGAAAUAAAAGCCCCUAUAAAGUCAGAGGUACGGUGGAGCCUCGCUGCUGUGGCGAUUGGUGGGUAUACUGAGGCAUAACUUUCUUUUCUUUUUUUGUAUCUUUUAGUUUUUUUUUAGAUUUGCACUGUGAUACACCUCAGUGAAAAUACUACAAGUCUUCUGUGGUGCCUUAUUACAAUACAGGUGUUUUAUAUCUUAAAUAUCAGACGUUAAAUGUGCAAAUAAAUGGGUGUCAAAAAGUUUUCAAGUUCCAGUAGUGCGUACUAAUCAGUGAGUGCAGAGAAUCCCCAAUCAUACAUCAUAACAAUAACCGGUGAGGACUAGUAUGUGCAAUAUCUGAAAUACUAGCCUCUCCCGGCUUUAUCCCAUUUGUAAAACAGGCUUGGCCUUAACUUGUAUGGGCGGAACCUGUUCUCAAAUAAUACAGUGAUAGUGUCCAAAUAAUGGGGAACAUAGCUGCAUCUAUAGGUCCAGGCAGCACGUGUGGCAUUAAGGAGCCCCUCUCAGAUGUGAUAACCCCCCCCCCCCCUCCCCCAGUAAAAUACAUUUUUACUAACCGCACUGGGUUGUGCACACCUUAGAUUUGUUGUUACAAUAUACAUGUGUACUUUUAGUUAGUGAUGCACGUUGGGCCUGGGGGACAUUUUUGGCACGGUGUAAAAACUAUUUUUUUUCCAAUUUUUUAAAUUUUUAUAUUAUAUGUCUCUUUGUUACCUAAUGUUCUGAGUGCUGUCAUUACACCCCUUCCAUUCUGGCAGUGGGCUCACUUCUCGGGAAAAGUCAUUUUUCACUUGUGUACAUCUAUGCGGCUCUACCAGAUCAGAUACACACUGUUAAUAUAUUAACAUGGUUUGGAGCUGACCUGUAUGAUCCAAUUAAAAAGAAAUCUCAUUUUAUAAAAGAAAAUUCACAGAAUGUAAAUAAUAAUGUAUUUUUUGCUACUUUUAUAGAUUUUUCUUACCUUAAAAUGAUAAAUAUUCAGUCAGCAGAUUUGUCCCUAUGACACUGGCUGACCUGUUACAUGUGCGCUUGGCAGCUGAAGGCAUCUGUGUUGGUCCCAUAUUCAUAUGUGUCCGCAUUGCUGAGAAAAGUGAUGU